AUGUUCACUAAAAUCUUAAUUGUUGCGAUUGCAGUCUACGUUAUAGCUGCUGAAGAAGUGGGAAUUCUCCAUCAAGAAUCAGAAUUCAACCAAGACGGUUCUUACAAAUACAACUUUGAGAGCGAAGAUGGAACUAAAGUCUCAGAAGUUGGAUCAGUCAAAAAUGUGAAUAACGUAGAUGUUCAUGUAGCUGAAGGCUCGUAUUCCUACCAUGGUGAUGAUGGUAAAGAUGUUGUAGUCCAAUACGUCGCCGAUGAAAAUGGAUAUCGUCCACAAGGAGACAAUAUCCCAGCAUCCAUCCUGAAACAUUUGGAAGUUUUGGCCACCGCAAAACCACCUAAGGAAAACUAA
Molecule: messenger RNA, 351 nt
Organism: Nicrophorus vespilloides
Lineage: Eukaryota; Metazoa; Arthropoda; Insecta; Coleoptera; Silphidae
Product: larval cuticle protein 8-like
Exons: 1
Coding region: 1-351 (116 amino acids)
Cellular component (GO): chitin-based extracellular matrix
Molecular function (GO): structural constituent of chitin-based larval cuticle
Source: RefSeq, a predicted model, not a curated record